This is a messenger RNA of Anopheles marshallii, 1788 nucleotides long. RefSeq names its product U3 small nucleolar RNA-associated protein 6 homolog. Gene Ontology annotation, biological process: maturation of SSU-rRNA from tricistronic rRNA transcript (SSU-rRNA, 5.8S rRNA, LSU-rRNA). Gene Ontology annotation, molecular function: snoRNA binding; protein binding. The record is from RefSeq and is a predicted model, not a curated record. The transcript has a single exon. Lineage: Eukaryota; Metazoa; Arthropoda; Insecta; Diptera; Culicidae. Bases 1 to 1788 code for a protein of 595 amino acids. Gene Ontology annotation, cellular component: small-subunit processome; Pwp2p-containing subcomplex of 90S preribosome.
AUGAGUGAAUUGGUUGAACUUCGCCGCGAGCAGACGAUUCGCGAGUACGAGUGCAUGAAGCACCUGAAGCUGUUCACCGACGAGGAGAUACAGAACAUCAAAAACAAACGACACUAUCACGAAUACAAGAUCGAACGCCGGACGAAAAAACUGGCCGACUUCAUCAACUACAUCGCGUACGAGUGCAAUAUGUUUCAACUGUUGCUGCAGCGACGCCGAAAGUUGCACAUCCGCGCAGAAUGGGUUAGUCUGGAGAAAAGCAUCCAUAAUCGUGUCCGGGUGCUUUAUAAACGAGCGAUGGCUCGGUUUGCUUACGAGUAUCGCCUGUGGGUCCACUUCCUGCAGUACUGCCAGAUGCGUCGUUUCUUCACCGAAGGUUCACGUGUUCUCGAUCAGAUGCUCGGUUACCAUGGUGACAAACCGAAAGCGUGGCUGUGCGCAGUCAACUUUGAAUAUCGGCACGCCCAAAAUAUGGCCCGCGCAAAGCACUUUACGCUCCGCGGUCUUCAACGUCAUCCAGAAUGCCGCGAACUGUGUAUACAGUUUAUCGCUAUACAAUUGACCGAAGCUGAAAAACUCAUCGCAAAAUUAACAGAAGAUGGAAAACCGACGGAAGAUAAUCGGGAACUGAGUAAAACGCUUGACACGGUCCAACUGGUGUACAAGAACUUUGAGCAUAAAGAUAUAACAUUCUUUAUAGAGUUGUUAAAAGAAUUGAAAAAGUACACCAGUUUGCUGUCGAACCAACUGUCGAAGAAAGCGGUUACGGAAAUGCGAGAAGUUCUUGCCGAUAAGGAGGAGAUGUGGAACUUGCUAGCGAAUCUAGUGCUCGAGGGUAACGCGUCAGUAACGGAAGAAGAACAUAAAUCUGUUGAUCUACUUGAGAAAUGUGUCGAGAUAUACCGGGAAGCACUAGAGCGUUUGCCAACGAAGAAAAUGCACAGUCUUUGUAUUGAUACAAUGCUUGAGCUCAAUUCCAUCGAAGAACCGGCGGUAGACCAAAGGGAAAAACGAAAAGCUCUUGCUAAUGCGUUCAAGCGGGCGCUAGCCGCCGAUCUAUUGGACGAGAACAAGUUGCUCCAGUAUCUGAAGUUGCUGCUGCACAACAACAAUCCCAAGGAGGACCUCAUCAUGACCGUCAUAAACAAGGGUUUUGAACAGUAUCCGGCAUGUGUAGAUAUUUGGACAUCGUAUAUGCGCUACCUGAUCGUCCACAAAGACGUCGAGGUGGACGAGCUGGAGGGUGUUUUCCGUAAAGCCAUCAACAGUCUGCCGGAUAAGGUCAGCCGAUUGCCACUCUGGAAGAUGGCCUUCCAGUACUACAACAAUCGACCAGAUCUACCGGGUAAGCUGGAGCAGCUGUUCCGGCGUGCCAUUGAUCAGGAGCCGGAAAUUUCCAACUACUAUCAGCCCCUAUUUCUGGAGUACAUAAUGCAGAGGAGCAUUGACACAAACAACAUGUCAAAGGUACGAUGUGAAUAUCACCGGUUGGUGAAGAAUUACACCACCACGUUGGAAUUGCACCGUAAGAUGACAAGCUUGGAAGCGAUGCAGACACCACCGGACCCCUCUGAGUGGCGCAAAUGCCACGAGAAUGCAGCUCUGUUGUACGGCAAGAAAGAACCAACCGUUUGGCUGGAGUACAUUCAGUUCGAGCGUGACCAUGGCAAACCGCAACUCAUGGAAUCCCUGUACGAACGGGCCAAGGCCGUUCUGGAUGAGGAUUCGUUCGGGACUUUCCUAACGGAGUAUGAACUUGUUCGCAAUCCGUACCUUGUUUGUUACUGA